Messenger RNA from Fusarium tjaetaba, 600 nucleotides. RefSeq lists its product as uncharacterized. NCBI's taxonomy places the organism in Eukaryota, Fungi, Ascomycota, Sordariomycetes, Hypocreales, Nectriaceae. The transcript has a single exon. The record is from RefSeq and is a predicted model, not a curated record. The coding region runs from base 1 to 600 and encodes 199 amino acids.
AUGCCUUUCCUCGCCAACACAUUCACUGCGCUGACUUGCCUUUUGGCUGUCGCUGGCGCUGUACCUACAGCACUACCCGGCGCAAGUGGCAACUGCCCCUCCACUGGAAAAGCAACCCGUCAGGAGCCUUCAGCCCUGUACAGCGUAUUCCCCGGCUCGCCCGACGUCGCGAAAAAGUCCGUCGGCUUCAACGUCGCGACGUACAACAACGCAUCCCAGAUCGAACAGCUCCUCGUCUUCACGGGCAUCCCCGCCGAAGCUAAGAAGUGCACUCUUGGAUGGGCGCAGGGCGAGCAGCCUGAGCGUCUCUUCAUCGUAAAGGGUGGAGAUGCCUUGACCGAGUUCAAGCAGCUCUCUGGCUUCCCCAGCAAGGGCGUCACCUACAAUACCGCGAAGGAGUUUGACACGGCUGGGGAGUCUGUCGGUGCUGCUGAUUUCACCAACUGGGAUGACUUGCCUGCCCAGACCCAUAUUGUUGGUAACAUUGACUGCAAGAGCACCGUCUACCUCAAGGCCGCGCUGCGAAACCCCAACGGCAACACAAAGGUGUUCCUCGAGCAGAGCGAUAAGAAUGGUGUGUAUAUCGAGUACAGCUGCUAA